AUGCCCUCUCAUAUACUCACUUUUUUGGGCCUGGAGUCAACCGACACGUCUGCAAAUGUUCUUCAAGAAGGCCACAACUUGCAACCUAACCUCGACUGGCAAAAUGUAGCCAUUGCAUCAAGCUUCAUAGUGUUGAAUGGUGUCAUGUCACUUAUCCUUGGGUUACGGUUGGAGAAAUCGCUGAUAGUGGCAUCCAUUCGUUGCCUUGUCCAGUUGACAGUGAUGGGCUAUAUUCUCGAAGAUGUAUUCAAGGCACGUCACCCAGCGAUCAUCAUGUUGAUGGUGUGUAUCUUGAUUCUGUUGGGAGCUUACGAGACAGUAUACAACAAAUGCAGGCUAUCAUUCCCUGGCAUGUUCAUGGCAGUUUUACUCUCUACGGCAUUUUCGACGCUUUUGAUCGGCAUCAUUGGCACUCGCUAUACCCUGGAGCAGGAUCCCUUUUGGAUACCCGAGACUUUUAUCCCUACCAUGGGAAUGCUUCUUGGCAACAUGAUGAGCGGCAUGGCUGUGGCUCUUAGCAGCGUCUUGACGAGCGUUGGCACUGGAAAGGAGCAAAUCGAAACAUACUUGGCAUUUGGAGCAAGUCGCUGGGAAGCAGGACAAUCCAUCACAGUGGAAGCUGUACGAUUAGCCAUGUUACCAACCAUUAACCAGAUGUCGGUCAUUGGAUUGAUCUCGAUCCCUGGAAUGAUGACUGGUCAGAUCUUGGGUGGUGCCCCAAUCAUGGGAGCGGUGCGAUAUCAGCAAAUCAUCAUGUUCCUUAUUUCUGCUAGUACUGCAUUGGGUGUCUUGAUGGCAGUGGUGGCAUGUGUCAGAAUUAUGAUUGACAACAAGCAUCGAUUACGACCUGAAAAGAUCAUCCAUGGCAAAUCAAAUGUGUUGAAAGAUCUGAGGAAUCUUAUCGUGUCCUUCGGCGGAUCAUUGGCUCAAUUGGUGUGUUGUAUCCGAAAACACGAGGAAGACGAUAAUGACAGUGUUGAAGAACGCCGGCCACUCCUCGAUUAA
Lichtheimia ornata is the source of this 1005-nucleotide messenger RNA. RefSeq lists its product as uncharacterized. The transcript has 7 exons. The coding region runs from base 1 to 1005 and encodes 334 amino acids. The record is from RefSeq and is a predicted model, not a curated record. Lineage: Eukaryota; Fungi; Mucoromycota; Mucoromycetes; Mucorales; Lichtheimiaceae.